Messenger RNA from Arachis ipaensis, 2278 nucleotides. Lineage: Eukaryota; Viridiplantae; Streptophyta; Magnoliopsida; Fabales; Fabaceae. The record is from RefSeq and is a predicted model, not a curated record.
GCUGACCUGAGCUGGUCCCACUCCUCACACGAACUGUGCCACCCCAACCUCACUUCCUUUUUCUCUUCUUUAAAUACUUCAUCCUCUCUUGCUCUUCAUUCAUUCGUUCAUUCCUUUCUUCCUCUCUUCAUUGGGUUGAAAUGGGAAACAACUCCAAUAUGGUUAUGCUGGGUUUGGUUCUGUCAAUCCUGUUGUUUUCUCUGGUUUCCUCUGCCGCCGGUGGUGAGGGGCUGCAUAGGAUUGGGCUCAAAAAGUUCAAUAAGCUGGAUGGCCAUGACCGCUUGGCUGCACGCCUUGGCUUCACAGAUGUUGAGUCCAUGAGGUCCACCAUUAAGAAGAUGAUACUCCAAUACUACCUUGGAGCUCCCGGGGACGCCGAUAUUGUUGCGUUGAAGAAUUACUUGGAUGCUCAAUACUAUGGUGAAAUAAGCAUUGGUACCCCUCCCCAGAAGUUCACUGUUAUUUUUGAUACUGGUAGCUCUAAUAUGUGGGUUCCAUCAUCUAAAUGUUACUUCUCGGUUGCUUGCUACGUACAUAACAAGUAUAAGUCCAGUGAAUCAAGUACAUAUAAGGAAAAUGGGACUUCUGCUGCUAUUCAAUAUGGUACUGGAUCAAUUUCUGGAUUCUUUAGCUAUGAUGAUGUCAAAGUUGGUGUCAUAACUGUAAAGAACCAGGAAUUCAUUGAAGCAACUAAAGAGCCUGGAGUUACAUUUGUAGCAGCUAAGUUUGAUGGUUUGGUUGGACUUGGAUUCCAAGAGAUAGCAGUUGGAAAAGCUGUUCCACUGUGGUACAAUAUGAUUGAGCAGGGUCUUGUUAAGGAUCCAGUAUUUUCAUUUUGGCUCAAUCGUAAUCCAAAUGACGCUCAGGGUGGCGAGAUUGUGUUUGGUGGUGUUGAUCCUUCUCACUUUAAGGGUGAACAUACAUAUGUGCCAGUGACAAAAAAGGGAUAUUGGCAGUUUGACAUGGGAGAUGUUCUUAUUGGUAGCAAACCCACUGGUAUGUAUAGACAACAACAUAUUAGAGCAAAAUUCCCGAUAAUUUUUUUUGAUAGCUUGAACGUGAUAGAAUUUUCAUGGUUUGUUCAUUGGUGCUUACCCUGUCAUAUUGCUAUUUGUUACCCAGGAUAUUGUGCAAAGGGCUGCUCAGCAAUUGCAGACUCGGGGACUUCUUUGUUGGCUGGUCCAACGGCUAUAAUCACACAAAUAAAUCAAGCAAUUGGAGGAUCUGGAGUUGUAAGCCAACAAUGCAAAUCUGUCGUUGAACACUACGGACAAACAAUAUUGAACUUACUCUUGGUUGAAGCAAACCCAAGGAAGAUCUGCUCUCAAAUUGGACUAUGCACCUUUGAUGGAAGUCAUGGUGUUAGUAUGGGGAUCGAGAGCGUGGUCGACAGGAAAGAAAGAGAAUUGUCUGGUGGAUACGGGGAUGCUACUUGUUCUGCAUGUGAGAUGGCUGUUGUUUGGAUGCAGAACCAACUGAGUCAGAAUCAGACACAAGAUAAGAUCAUAGACUAUGUCAAUCAGCUUUGUGAGAAAUUGCCUAGUCCAAUGGGCCAAUCAUCUGUUGACUGUGAAAAGAUCUCUUCAAUGCCUAUUGUCUCCUUCACUAUUGGUGGAAAAACUUUUGACCUUUCCCCACACGAUUACAUACUCAAGGUGGGGGAAGGUCCUCAAGCCCAAUGCAUCAGUGGCUUUACUGCUUUGGAUGUUCCUCCUCCACGUGGCCCUCUCUGGAUCCUUGGAGAUGUCUUCAUGGGACGCUAUCACACAGUCUUUGAUUAUGGCAAAAGUAGAGUUGGGUUUGCCCAUGCUGCGUAGAGAAUCUUCUUGUGUAUGUAUUGCAUAAUGGAAAUUCAUUGGAGACCAUUAUUGCUAGUAUCUUCUUUUUCGUAAUGGACCUAGAAUUGUACCUUGCAUAUAUAUAUAAUAUAUAUAUAUACUCGUCACACCCCUUUGAUUGAUUAGGAUAUAACAGAGAAUCCUUGGGGCUGUGACCAUAGUUGGCGCACCAGGCUUUUAUUUAUAUGCAAUAUGAUUGCUGGGGUUAAGGAUGUAGAUAUGGUUAUUGUGAUUCCUUAUUUUAUUCCUUGUUUUAGUUUCGGAUCCCAAUAUGCAUGUGUCGUGUGUCAGAUGAAAUGCUUCAAACUAUGCAUAUGGGAAAUGCAUCGGAGUGUUCAUCUAAUAUGUCAAUGAGUGCUUAGAUCAAUUGUUACAAAUAGUUUGUUUUUCUUUUAGGACAUCUAUCAUAAAUAAAUAAGAAUCUGGAUUUUCAUUUUUUA